AUGUCAUCUGAAGACAUCUACCCGGAAAACGUGGACAUGGAUAGAAUUUAUUUAUCUCUUAAAUCAGGUUUAUUAGCUGAAACUGACUGGGCUCUCUCUCAAUUACUCGUAUCCUCCAAUCAAACUCAUCAUUUCAAUGUAAAUCAUUUUCAUGGUUUAUUAGACGCGUUAUUUGAUUUCCCUAUCGAGGCCUCUAAAUGCUUAUCUGAUAACAAUCUAGAUUACAAUCACAGUUCUUAUCAAACGCUCAACCACCAAGCAAACGACGCUCUCACGAUCAUCAACAAUCUAUCAAUCACCCACUCUAACCUCCCUAUCAUCCACUCUCACCACAAAACCAUCCUCGCUUUAUCUCAGCGUUAUCUACGCUUCCUCUACUCUUCCGACACCGCCAACGAAAUCACCCUGAAGCUACUCUCCAUCUUGGAAUCCAUCGGUGACCUCCUUCAAGAGCCACCAAAGAACCCUUUACUUGGUAUGAUUGCAGAUCUCAUCCACUCCCACGACAGAGCCUACGUUCUCCUCUCUCUCCGCCUUAUCGCCGUCUUCGUACGUAACAACCCCCACCUUCCGCGCGUCCACCACCAAUCCCUACGCGUCUUCUCACCCGCCAUCGACUCGGCUCUCCUCCCUGACGCUCACCUCCGCGCUGCUGCUUUAGAAUUCAUCUACGCCAGUGCAUCCACAUCCCCCGCCAUACUCACCCACCUCCUCACCCACGCCCACCUUCCAAUUCUCGUAAAAUCCCUUGCUUACAUGCUCUACGACGAGACUAUUGAAGAAGAGCGGCGGUGCGAAUUUACAGAUACGACCAACGCCCCUCCUCUUGUCUCUCUCUCGGACGAAGAAUGCGAGCGUAUCGGUAUGAUGACUGAACCCAACCGAACGCGCGAGUGGAUCAAAGCGGUAUGGGCUCUAAACCCCACAAAUCUUCCCUCCAUCCCACAGUCCCUCCUCACUCUUUACCGCGACACACUGUCUAAAUACGCCUACCACACCCCUUUGCUGGGUGAUGAGGAGGUGUGUGCGCGAGUGCAGGAGCAUCUUCACGCUCACCGUGACUCGCAAUCACAAGAAAAAUCACAAUCGCCCUCUCCCUCUCCCUCCUACACUUGCUACUGGGGCGACGACCGCACCACCUUCGCUACCCCCGACGAGUUGUAUGCGUAUAUUUCGCGCACUUACAUCGAUAUCCCCACCCCGCCCGUCACAUUCACGUGGGGAGGGGUGCUAUUUGCCGUCGACUCCACCUCUUCCGUCCCGCGGGGGACGCAGCUGAAGGGAAGGGUGUUGGCAUUGGUGGGUGGGGGCGGGAGUGCAAGGUCGCGCAAACAGCAGAAAGUCACAGCUGCCGACGCGCAUGCCAACGCACGCCCACCAGGCGUCGCCUACACUCUCCUGCACGUGCCAUGCGAUGACGAUGCCUUUCCCCGCGGCAUCGCUUACCAGGCUGCACUCCUCCUGCGUUUGCUCGCCCAGAAGGCGAACCCACUCGCAAAGAACGUCCUCCAAACUGACGAAGCUAACAGACCAGAGUCUAAAGGCUACUAUGGUCUACCUGUGCCGCCUAGCCAGGCGCAGGUACAGGAGCAGCAGCAGCAGCAGGAUAGUGGCGAUGAUGUCCACUCAAACGCCCUAACCCACCCUCACCCUCGCGUCACCUCCCUCCUCUCCCUCUUUGCUAGAAGACCCCUCGCUGACGUCGCCAUGCGCAACUCCUCCCUCCUCAGAGAUGUCUGUCGAGAGGCGUUUGAGUUUAUCCAGAAUGACAGUAUUGGUAGUUUGGUAGUGGAGAGUGUGUAA
Messenger RNA from Wallemia ichthyophaga EXF-994, 1803 nucleotides. RefSeq lists its product as uncharacterized. The transcript has 2 exons. Lineage: Eukaryota; Fungi; Basidiomycota; Wallemiomycetes; Wallemiales; Wallemiaceae. Bases 1 to 1803 code for a protein of 600 amino acids. The record is from RefSeq and is a predicted model, not a curated record.